Molecule: messenger RNA, 3093 nt
Organism: Phalacrocorax carbo (great cormorant)
Lineage: Eukaryota; Metazoa; Chordata; Aves; Suliformes; Phalacrocoracidae
Source: RefSeq, a predicted model, not a curated record
GGCCCGCCCCGGCCGAGGCUCCGCCGGCGCCAUCGCGCUCCGCGCCGGGCCCUUCCCUGGGCGCCGCGGGCCCGGGCAGCGAUGCGGCCGGGCGCGGUGACCUUCGAGGACGUGGCCGUCUACUUCUCCCCCGAGGAGUGGGUCGAGCUGGCGGCGUGGCAGCGGGAGCUCUACCAGGAGGUGAUGAUGGACAACCACGACCUGGUCGCCAGCCUGGGCCACGAGUCCAGACCCAUCCACAAAAUGGAGCGUGGGGGGUCCCGCAGCAGCAGGGGGGACGGUGGAGCUCCUGACGCCUCUGGCCCCUCUGCCUGGGGCGGGACGGCCGCCGAGGACCUGCCUGAGGAUGACAACCAGCGGCGCUGGGUCCCGCGCGCGCCGGCGGCCGAGGAGUCGGGGUACACCACGCUCCUUUCCGGCUGGUGCAACGCGGAGCCGGGGCUCUGCGCCGGGGACGCCCCCCGGGAGCUGCCGGGGUGGGAGCAGGGGGAGCAGCCGCUGGAGACGCCCGUGGCGGGGGCCAGGGGGCUGCUCAUCUGCAGCACCUGGGGGCAGAGCCUCAAGGACAAGGCCGAGCUGAGCGCGCACCAGGGCGAGCACCCGUGCCCGGCGCCCUCCUACCAGUGCGGCGCCUGCGGCAAGGCUUUCCGCGACCGCCGCAACCUCCUGACGCACAAGAAGCACCGGGGCCGGCACCGGCACGCCUGCACGGAGUGCAGCAGGACCUUCUGCUUGAAAGGGGACCUGCUGCGGCACCGGGCGAGCCACGGCGGCGAGCGCAGCUACGCCUGCCCGCUCUGCGGGGACAGCUUCCGCCACAAGCGCGACCUGCAGGCGCACCGCCAGGAGCACGCCAGCGACGCGCGCCGCAAGUGCCCCAAGUGCGAGAAGCGCUUCGAGGACGAGGCCGGCCUGAGCCGGCACCGGGCGUCGCAUUGCGAGGAGCGACCCUUCCUCUGCCAGCGCUGCAACCGCAGCUUCAGCUGGAAGGAGAGCCUGAUCAUCCACCAGCGCAGCCACGCGCAGGAGCGCUCCCACAAGUGCCCCGACUGCGGCCGCGGCUUCAGCCGCAGCGGGAACCUGCUGGUGCACCAGCGCGUGCACACGGGCGAGCGGCCCUUCACCUGCCCCCAGUGCGACAAGGCCUUCUGCAACAAGGCCAACCUCAUCACGCACAAGAAGCUCCACCGGCGCUACAGGACCUUCGCCUGCUCCCAGUGCCGCCUGGGCUUCAGCUCCAACAGCAAGCUGCUGCGGCACCUGCAGGCGCACGGGCAGGGGGACAGGGGGACCCUCGGGGACGGGGACAACCCGGCUGCCUGCCAGCAGUAGUUGCGGCUGCUCUCCAGCGUGGGAGGGGGCUUAGCACCGUGCGGAAGGGCCCCGAGGGCGGCAGCGGGGCAGGAGGGGACUCGUCCUGCCCGCCCCGGGACGUGACUUGGCUGGCGCCGCUGCUUGCUCCCCGGGGCUUGGCCCGGUGCACCACCAGGACCUGUGAGCCCUGCGCUCUGCACCCCUUUGGACCCCCAAAAAUCCUUCUUGGACACUUCUCCAUUUUCCCUGCACACCUUGAACUAUCGCGCCGGGGCACUUCCCAAUUCUCCCAGUCCCACCAGCACCCUGCCCCUGCGUGGGCCGCGUCUCCUUGUCUGUAUUAAGGCCAGAAGGGAGCGAUGCGAGCGGGCUCCGGGCGCCGUGGGAGGCAGCCCAAGGGGCAGAGCCUCUCCCCACUCCCCAGCUCGUGGCCCUCAGAGGGGUGCUGGGGGGUGAACAGCACCUGGGACCCCCGCCCCGCCCAACCCCCAUGAGUGUAGUGGGUGCUGCAGGGCACAGGCUGCGUGAAGCUGGGGCGGGGGUCCCUUCCCCCAGCUCACCCAACGCUGGCUCUGCACUGGUGGGACCAUGGCCGGGGCCGCAGGAUGCCUGGGGUGCCUGGAGCUGGGGGGGUGCAGAUCUGGAGCGUGAGACCUGAGCGCGUCCCCCACCCCACAGGGUCCCCCGUGCCCGUGGGCUCUGCCUGGGGCCACCCAUCCCUCCCUGCAUCUCGGAGGGAUGCGGCAACUUGUGCGAGGUGCCCGUGGGGGCGCGUCUGUCCAAGUAUGGGUGUCCCCGGCCGUGCCAUGGCUGCUGCUCCCUUGCCAGGGCAAAAGGUGCCGGUGCCGCGCAAGCUGGCGCUUUCCACGCAGGAUUUUCCCCUCGGGGGCGGUGCUGCCGCUGCCCGGCCCCUCUGGGCUCGUGCGCCUGUGUGCUCCUGUCCCGGCGCUUGCUGGCAGGAGCUGGGACACCGGGUGCUUUGUGCGGCUUGGCUGCGGUGUCCCAUGGUGGGGUUGCGAUGCGGUGCCCACCCGUUAGUGCCGGGGCUGGGUGGGCACUGGGAGGGCGGCCGAGUGCUGGCGCGGGGAGCGCUGCCAGCCCCGGGACACCAGAGUCCUGACGAGGUCGGGUGUAACGUGCUGGGCCAAGCGGGGCGUUAUUCCCUCCCGGUGAUGGUGCGUCGGUGCCCGCUUACACUGGGGGACGCUGCUGACCCCCGGCCGUGGCUGGUGACACCCCACCGAGGCCACCGGAGAGGCGCGGUGGGGAGCUGAAGGCAGGCUGGCGCCCCGCUGGUGCUGGAGGGCGCCGCGGCCAGCACCGCCGGCGUGACAGCAGCCGGCUGCACCCUCCGCAACAUCUGGAGCCAAAGGGCGAGCGCAUCUGCACGGAGCAGCCCUGGGGCGGCUCGUGCAGCCGCUUUGGCCAGCGGAGACGCGGCAGCGUGCGCCCGCGGCCUGGCCGCCUCGCCGGCACGAAGGGCUGAGCCGUCCCGGCGCCCGACCGUCCCCGCGCCGCUUCGCCGGGGCUCGCCGCGUUCUUCUGAACCGCUUGGUACGUUGGCUUGGAAUGGGGGGCAGUGCCCGGAGCGGGGCCCGCUCCCCCCGGUCUCCGGGAGCGCGGCCGCCCCGUUCGGCUGGUGGCCGGCGGUUUCUCCCUCGAGCGCCCCGCGGCGCCGGUUCCCCUGGGCCCGGGUGGGCGUCGGGGUCUGCCGGCGCGUUCUGUCGCGGGGCGCGGUGUCGGUGCUCCCUCGUGGUUCAAUAAAUGCCUUUUGCAGAA